Molecule: messenger RNA, 3870 nt
Organism: Pelodiscus sinensis (Chinese soft-shelled turtle)
Lineage: Eukaryota; Metazoa; Chordata; Testudines; Trionychidae
Source: RefSeq, a predicted model, not a curated record
CAUGGCUGCCGCUUGGGGAGGAGCAGAUGAUGACUUUGAUCAAUUUGAUAAACCUGGUGCAGAAAGAUCUUGGAGAAGAAGAACUGGAGAUGAUGACUGGGACAGUGAACUUGAAGAUGAUUUGCUUGGAGAAGAUUUGCUUCCUGGUAAAAAGAAUCAGUCGGAUUUGUCAGAUGAAGAACUGAAUGAUGAUCUUCUACAGAGUGACAAUGAAGACGAACAACAUUUCAGUUCUCAAGGUGUCACAGUUAGUCUUAAUGCUACAUCUGGCAUGCUUACAUCAUUUGAAUUCUCUGAGAAUGCUAAUGAGCAUGCGAUAGAACAUGAUUCAGAAUACGACCAAGGGGAGGAUGAAAUAGCUUAUGACAAAUCGGAUGAACCUGAAGUAUAUGCUCAAGAAUACACAGAGGAAGGACAGUAUGAAGGCAAUGAUGCUGAGCUGACAGAAGACCAAAUAGAAUAUGUGGAAGAACAGGGAGAGGAAGAAAUUUACAAUGAUGAAGUGCUAGACCUUGAAAUCAAUGAACCUCUAGAUGAAUUUGCAGAUGAAGAUUAUAUACAGUCAUAUAAUCAACAAGGGAUGGAAGAACAGGAAGAAUAUGUAGCUGAAGAGGUCGCUGAUUCCCAGACACCUACAAAUGAAUCAGAAGAGGCAGCUAUUGAAACUCUGGAACUUCAGGAGGAAACAAAAGAAGAAUCUGAUGAAGAGGAGGAGGAGGAUGAAGAAUCUGGACGACAGCGUUUCAAAACUGAACGAAAAGAAGGAACAAUCAUUAGGCUCUCAGACAUAACAAGAGAGAGGAGAAACAUUCCAGAAACUUUGGAACUCUCUGCAGAAGCCAAAGCAGCGUUAUUUGAAUUUGAAGAAAGGGAAAGACAGUUUAAACAGGGACGCUAUGGCUCAAGGAGAGGAGGGAGGAGAGGAGGUUCCAUAAUGUGUCAUGGAAUGGGAGAACAAAGGAGAGACAACAAUGAAAGGGGAAGAAUGAAGGAUCACAGGCCUGCACUGCUGCCAACACAGCCACCAACAGCGAGUCAUUCACAGAGGUUAAUUCCUCCUCACCAGCAACAGCCUAUUAGGAGUCUGUUCCCACAGCAACAGCUACAAACGCUACUUCCUAUUCAGCAUCAACAUCAUUCGUCUCCUCCUCCAGGGCUACAUAUGCCACCCCAGAUUGAAACACCUGGAAUAAUGAUGACUCCACCCCCAGUGACACCUCAGCAACCAAAGAACAUACAUAUAAACCCACAUUUCAAAGGGACGGUAGUGACACCUGGGCAAGUGCCCUUGUUACCAGUCCCAACUCAGCCAAGACCUACUGUAGGACCGCAGAGAUUUCCUGGCCCUCCAGAUUUUCAGCAGCACACUCCUGGACCCGUUCCUACCAACUUUACACAAGCCCCAAGACUCCCUCUCCAGGACCAAUGGAGAGGCCCACCUCCACCGCCUUUGCCUCCUCCACCACCACCACCUCCUCCACCCCAAGAAAGAGACCCUUUCUUCCUUGGAGAUCCAAGAUUUGCAAGUCAUCAUUUGUUCGAGCAACAGAGUCCCCCACCUCCACCGAAUCCCCCACUCCUUAACAGUACCCAUCCUGUCCCUGUUCAAAAUCCUUUGCCUUUCAAUCAACCUGGACCAGGAUAUAAUCAGCAAGGACAACAGCCUGUAUUUUCCAGAGACAGGCCAGUAAGGCCGAACAUCCAACCUCAGAAUCCUGCAGGACUUCUGCACUUCAACCAAGCAGGUUCAGUAAAUCCACGGCCUUUCAUGCAACCCAGGCAACAGUUCUUACAAAACCCAGGACAACCAUAUCUAGGAACACAUAUACAGCCUACAAUGCAGGGUCCCUUGCAUCCUCCACUACCACCUCAGCCUCACCAGCAGCAACAACACCAGCAGCAUCAACAGCAGCAGCACCAGCAGCACCAGCAGCAUCAGCAUCAUCAGCAUCAACAUCACCAUCCUCUUGCUGGUCCACCACAGCCUUUAAUUCCCAUUACCCCGUCACAGUUCAGACCUCAUAUGCAGGCUUCACAGCAACAGUCAAAUAACAAUAGAAUACAGUGUCAACAGCGGCAGGGUCCAAUGAAGCCAAGACACAAUACACCAACGCAGAAUGUUGUCAAGCGUCCGAAUCAACAGCUACAGCCAACUGCUUCAAGAAAUAGCAAUUUGCGGGAAUUACCAAUAGCACCUUCACAUGCUAUUGAGAUGAAUAACAACCGACGAACUGCUGCACAGGUGAAACCCAUUACCAGCACAACAUCUGCUACAAGGUCUGUAGUAGGAGUUGGGAGCCCACAUGGAAGGACUGAAAUAAAAGCUAGAGCAGUCGUGCCAGUGGUCCAAACUAAAGUAGAAGUAAAAUCUGAACCAGAGUUUCCUGAUGAAGAUGAAGAAACCAGAUUAUACCGUUUGAAGAUAGAAGAACAGAAACGCCUAAGAGAAGAAAUUCUGAAACAAAAGGAGCUGAGACGGCAACAGCAGGCAGGUGCUAGAAAAAGAGAGUUGCUUGAAAGACUUGCACAACAGCAGCAACAACCUCCCAUGCAACAGUCUUUCACACAGCAGGAAGAGGAAUCCUCAGAGUUGUCCACUAAUGGAAACCUAUUUAUACUCCAUCCUAGUGCACAGGCCAGACAAAAUGUGAAAAAUAGACUUCUGGUUAAAAAGCAAGAUGUGGUAGUUCCAAAUAUUCCACCAAAACCCACAGAUUUUGUGCAGGAUGGGGCUAAUAUGCAGUUUCAAGGACAACAAGUGAGACCAAUGAAGUAUUUGAGACAGACUAGAACAGUACCUCAAAGUCCCCUUCAGCCUUCACCAAAAGUAUUACAAACAAAACCUGCUGCAACUGCAACAUCGCUCGCCCCAGGACAGACUGCUAGGGUGGCAUCAAUACAAGGAAGGCCUCAGGAACUGAAACCUGGUGUGAAAAGGACUGUCAUGCAACGGGCAAACAGUGGUAGUGGAGAUGGGCCCCAUGUCGGCACCAAAGUGAGGGUGAUUAAGUUGUCAGGAGGGGUAACAUGUUCUGAUUUUCAUUUCAUGCACCCAGAUGGCCAGCCCCAACGCCUUCAACAACCUCCAGAACUGAGACAGCAGCCAAUGCGGAAGGUCACAUUGACAAAGGGACCACUCCAGCAGCAUCAGCAACAGCAGCAGCAGGCACAGAUACAGUCAACAGUUCCACAAGGAGUCAAAAACAUCCAGGGGAUUCAUCAAGCUAAAAAGGUUAUUAUGCAUGGGAGAGGCAGAGGAGUAGCAGGCCAGAUGGGCCGAGGACGCUUGAUGCCAAAUAAACAGAACCUGCGAGUGGUGGAGUGCAAACCUCAGCCCUGUGUUGUGUCAGUUGAAGGGCUUUCUUCGUCAACUACUGAUGUCCAACUGAAAAACCUGCUGAUGUCAGUAGGACCCAUUCAGAGUUUACAGAUGCUUCCUCAGCAACGGAAAGCCAUAGCGAAAUUUAAGGAACCAGCACAUGCAUUAGCAUUUCAACAGAAAUUCCACAGGCAUAUGAUAGAUCUGUCCCAUAUUAACGUGGCAUUGAUAGUUGAGUGAGCAUAGCUGAAAAUGCUCAUAUCAGCAUACUGUGGAGCUACACGGGGAAAAGACACACAGGCAAAAUCAUCAGGAUCUGAAGUCUUUUCAGCGUACAGUCUUUCUUUAACUUCUCUGUAGAAUUACAGAAAGUAACAGGAUUUCCUCAAGAUAAGCUGAACUUUAAAGAGGAUCUAGCAAAGUGGAGUUUUGUGUUUGCUUUCUUCCCAUUCGGUUGUAACCCCAUGGAACUACAGAUUUUUUUCAAAAUGCUUACAAUGCAUGUAGACAUUAUUCUUGAAGAUCGUACUGUGUGAUCGCAGUGACUUGAA